Oenanthe melanoleuca is the source of this 2957-nucleotide messenger RNA. Its product is annotated as ATPase family AAA domain-containing protein 2-like. Gene Ontology annotation, biological process: positive regulation of transcription by RNA polymerase II. Gene Ontology annotation, cellular component: nucleus. Lineage: Eukaryota; Metazoa; Chordata; Aves; Passeriformes; Muscicapidae. The record is from RefSeq and is a predicted model, not a curated record. The transcript has 18 exons. Gene Ontology annotation, molecular function: ATP binding; chromatin binding; histone binding. The coding region runs from base 88 to 2424 and encodes 778 amino acids.
AGCCUCAGGGCCUUUCUGUAAACAUUCCACUGCAGCUGGCACACAGGGUCCCUCUCUUUUACUCUGCCUGCAUGGGAAAGCCUCAAUAUGGGAAGAACUAGCAAUGAAAAAUCUGAUGAUCAAGCGGUUUCUCCAGAAAGGGAUGAAGGACAAGAAGGCAAAGGUCUGCGUCGCUCCUUCCGGCAGAGGAAAGCUGUCGAGCGCUAUCAGUCCCCACUGGAAAGUAGGUGUGCUGGGCUGGCCCUGGCUGGACACCUGUGCUCACCAAGCUGCUCUGUCACUCCUGCUUCUCAGUUGAACUGGGGAGAGGAAGUGAGAUGGAAGACAACUUGGAGGUUAAGGCAGUUCACCAAAGCGAAAGAAAAAGAUAUAAGAAAACGUAAACGAAGCCAUGCUUCACUUGUCAAAAGGAGAGAUUCAGCCAAAAAACCUAAAAGGUCUCCUUCAUCCAACUCUAAGAAAAAACACAUAAAGGGAGCUUCAAAUGAUCACACAAAAACUGAAGCAACUCGGAAAGGCAACUUAAAUGAAGUUCACAGUGAUCACAUGAAAAUUGGAGCAAGUCUGGCUGGCGUGCAGCAAAUGCAAAUAGAUGGUUCAGUGCAAUUUCAUGGUGUGGGUGGUCUAUCUGACCACAUUUCAGCUUUGAAAGAGAUGGUCAUUUUGCCGUUGCUUUAUCCUGAUGUCUUUGAGAUAUUGAAAUUUAAACCUCCAAGAGGCUGUCUAUUCUAUGGUCCACCAGGGACUGGAAAGACCCUGGUUGCUCGUGCACUAGCUAAUGAAUGUAGCAGAGGUGACAGGAAAGUAACCUUUUUUAUGAGAAGUGCUGCUGACUGCAUGAGCAAGUGGGUAGGAGAAUCCGAACGACAGCUUCGUCUAGUGUUUGAGCAGGCCUACCAGAUGCGACCUUCAAUUAUUUUCUUUGAUGAGAUCGAUGCUCUUGCUCCUGUACGGUCCAGCAAACAAGACCAAGUUCAUAGCUCUGUUGUGGGGACACUUCUGACACUUAUGGAUGGCUUAGCCAGCAGAGGAGAGGUUAUAGUAAUAGGAGCCACCAACAGACUGGAUUCUAUAGAUCCUGCUUUACGAAGACCUGGGCGCUUUGAACGAGAAUUCCGCUUCAAUUUGCCAAACAAAGAGGCAAGAUUAGAAAUUUUCAAAAUUCAUACACGAGACUGGACCCUGAAGCCAUCAGACAACUUACUUGAAGACCUGGCUGAGAAAUGUGUUGGAUUCUGUGGUGCUGAUAUCAAAGCCUUGUGUGUUGAAGCUGGGCUCUGUGCUUUGCGCCGCCGCUAUCCGCAGAUACAUGAGAGUGACAAAAGACUGAAGAUAGAUGCCAGGUCGAUUAAAGUAACGGCAAAAGAUUUUGCCACUGCCAUGCAGAAGAUUGUUCCAGCAUCACAGAGAGCUGGGACUUCACCUGGGAGAGCACUACCAGCUAUUUCAAAGCCGCUGUUAGAAAACACUCUGGAAAGAAUUUUACUAGCCUUGCAGAGAGCAUUUCCCCAUGCAAAACUUGCACUGAUGAAGAACCGAGAGAAUGAUGUGUUUAACAGUGAUGAUAACUUACCAUCAAUCUCUGGAAAGAAGCCUGGCAGCAAAAAAGCAGAAUUCCGCACUUUUAGCAGAAGUUCUUCUUACCAGCCAACAUCUUUCAGGCCACGGUUCUUGUUAGUUGAAGAGCCAGGAUGUGGGCAGGCCUUUGAUUUGGCACCUGCUGUAUUACAUGCCCUGGAAAAGUUUCCAGCUUAUACACUAGAUCUAUCCACCUUGUUUGUUAGCAGCACAUCACAGGAAGAAACAUGCUCACAGUUGAUACGAGAAGCUCAAAGAACAGCACCAAGUAUUAUUUACAUCCCACAAAUCCCUUCGUGGUGGGAGGCUGUUGGACCUACACUGAAAGCUGGUUUUACAGGACUACUGAAUAACAUUCCAUACUUUGCUCCAGUUUUGCUCCUUGCAACAUCUGAUGUGCCACAUGAAGAUCUCCCUGAGGAGAUAAAAACAUUGUUUAAUGCUAAUCGUGAAGAAGUUUUCAAUAUCCCGCGGCCUACCUGUGCUGAAAGAAAAGGGUUUUAUGAGGACUUGAUUAUGAAACAAGCUGCUGAACCUCCUGCAUCAAAAAACAAUGCAGAUUCGCAGGUACACCUUCCUGCAAGAUGUUCUCAGGUGGAUAUGCAACCACAAGUAUGGGACAAGAAAGCAAGCCAAAUUAAAAAGAGAGGAGUGUAUGUGGAUUACUCUGAGCUCAGAAAUGUGUUGGCUGCUGUUGUCAGAGCAACUGAGAACGUCAGUAUAUCAAGCAUGGCAAAACUAUAUUCUGUUCUUAGCAUGUGCAUCUACCAGCAGCGAGAAAAUCCAGACAAAACUGAAUUAGUGGAGGAAAUGAAGAAAGAAAUUGCAGCCCUCAGUUGGCUGUGAUACCUGACUUCAAUAUACUUAACAUACUCUAAUGUUUGUGUAUGGCUCCCAAAUAGAUAAGUUAUAUUUAGCAUGUCUCACUAAUUGUAGCAGCUGUAGGAAAAAAAAAAACAUAGAAGAAAGAAGCUAAGUACAUAACUGAAACCAGAUAUAACAGAGUGCUGAACCAGAUAUACUUGGUGAAACUACAUUAUGAGGAACAAAACAAGGCAAAGUUAUGAACCUAGGUAAUUUCAGUAGUAGAUCAUGCCCACUGGAUCAAGAAAGGAUCUGUCUGAAGAAGGAAAGGCAUCAGCUGAAGAAAAGUGGGCACCAGCUGGAAAGAAGAUUGAGCAUUGUUGGCUAAUUAGCACAUGAAGCAAGAAAAUAAUUCAAGCAAUAGAAGAUUAAAUAUUAAUUAAUAUAGUGACUAUGUAAUUGGGAGCCAAUCAACAUUAGUGUCUGCAAAGUUUUGAUAGUCAAUAUGCUGGCUGUGUUGAUUUACUGCCUACCACCCUUUUCUGCACAGAACUGAAAAUAAAUCAAAUAUCUCU